AGGUGUUAAAACGAGUGUCGGCUCCUCUCAAGCUCAGCACAAGGCUCAGUCGGAGUCGGAGGCUGCGCGUCAACCCAUCAUCGCUAUUCGCAGCUUUUUCGAGGAUGCGCACGACUCCGGAAUCUCUUGCCAUGGAUGAUAACGGCACGGAAUUCCUCAGUCACAGGUAACCGGACUUUUUGACAGCCAGAAAGACUUGAAAGAAAGGCUGCGAGAGCGAGUCCCAACGAAAAACCGGACAUGACGGGACGGCGCGCCGGCCGGGACGGACCCCGCGUCGAAGGCUCGUGAAGAAGAACGAGUCGACGGGCAGGAGGAGGAAGCGGGAGUUGAUUUUCUUUUCUUUUUGUUUUUUAUUUUAUUGAUUUGUCAAAAAAAUAAUUAGGAGGGAAGAGUUGUGGCUUUUCAAGCGUGGCGGAACAAUGCGCGGUUUCAUCCUGCUGCUCCUCAACGGAACCGCUUGUUUGGUGGCCCUGAGUCAGGAGGACGACUCCUCGAGCGCCAAGAGCACCUCGGGAGACUCCUCCAAGACGGUGGGCCUCCUGAGCAGCCAGGCGACCCUCUCGCCACUGAGCCGCUGGAUGCUUCAUGGCAGAGGGCGGGCCGCCAACGCCACCUCGCUGGAACUGCCCUACCGCACGCCGGCCGCCUUCUCCAAGCAGGAGUUUUCCAAGCAGGAGUUCUGGGAGAUGCUGGGCGGUGACCUGCUCAAACAAGAUACCUCGGGCUCCCGGGUCAAGCGGCGGCCCAUCGUCAAGACGGGCAAGUUCAAAAAGAUGUUCGGCUGGGGGGAUUUCUACUCCAACAUCAAGACGGUGCGGCUGAAUCUGCUCAUCACCGGCAAGAUUGUGGACCACGGCAACGGCACCUUCAGCGUCUACUUCCGCCACAACUCAACGGGCCAGGGUAACAUCUCAGUGAGCUUGGUGCCGCCCGUCAAAGCGGUGGAGUUCGACCUGGAGCGCCAGAGUGUGGUCUACCCCAAGGACUCCAAGAUCUUCAACUGCCGCGUGGACUAUGAGAAGGUGGACCGCAGCAAGCGCACCUCGCUGUGCAACUAUGACCCGUCCAAGACCUGCUUCCAGGAGCAGAUCCAGAGCCACGUAUCCUGGAUUUGCUCAAAGCCUUUCAAAGUCAUCUGCAUCUACAUUUCGUUUUACAGCACGGACUAUCGCCUGGUUCAGAAAGUCUGCCCGGACUACAACUACCACAACGAGAUGCCCUAUUUGCCCUCAGGGUAGGGGACUUGUGUAGGAGGGGAAGAAGGGGGCCAGGGGGGGGGGGUUGUUUCACGGGUUGUUUUUCGAUGCCACUGUGUAGCCUGACUGGAGUAAUAUAUGCAAAACUCAAACAAUAUACAUAUGCACAUCACGUGGCAGUCCGGUAGGGUCAUUCCCAAAGCGGUAGAGAACGUCAGCGUCAACACACAAGUUCUUACCUCAACCCUCGUCAGUCCCGUCACCGCCCUUCAAAUACAUUGCACCGUCCACCCGCAUGAAGAGUCCGGCUUUACCGCGAGCCCCUAUCGCAUAAGGAGCUUCUGCGAAAUUGGCGUAGCACAGUAGAUCCGGGAUUUAUCAGCCUGUGCCUUUCUCAAAGAAGUUGGAUGACAUUGGAUGCUCCAAGAAUUCGAAACGUAUCAUCCCACCCCAGGAUUUUUUCUGCCAUCUCAUUUCACACAACCGCUGUCCUGCCUCUGACAUGAGAGUUCCCUCGAACCCCAGCCCUCAUUGCCCCCCGAACCUUUUCACACUAUGAAAUCGUGUCAAAAAGACAAAAAGUCGCGUGCCAACAGAACAAUUUGAGCAUUUAGUUCCCUCCGGUUGAAUGUAUCGUGCAAAAAUACUCUUUCUGGAAACAUUUUGGUCACUCCCGGUGUUAAACGCGUGGUAAUAUCUUGAAAGGUGACUUGCCGCCGGCUCCCCAGCCAGAAGGAGGCAGCCCACCAAGCACUUACAAGUCCUGUGCUAUCUGUUGCAUUAAUAGACUUUUUAAAAAAAUCAUUUAUUUCAUGUAAUAAUUUGUUGAACAUUUUAAGAAGAUGAAAAUGUUCCUAAAAUAAUAUGUAUAUAUAUUUACAUAUUUUUAAAAUUCAUUUGAUUAAAUAGUGGUUCACCAAUUCAAAUUGAAUUAUUAAUACACAAAUAUUUAAAAUGUGUCAUUUAAUUUCAUUUGACAUCAACAUUAUUUAUGGAUUUAUUUUUUUUACCUCAUAUACAAAUAAUACGGCCCACCUGUCCCCCUGGAUUUCUUUCUGGGCAGGCCAACAGAACGCUGGCUGGCUAUUUUGGGCUAUUUUAUAGCACGUAUGUUCCGAAAAUAAAAUUUGGUGAAAGGGUGGCGACAGACACAGGAAACCCACCGCAAACAGCUCCUAUAAUUAAAAAAGGAUGUCACGGAGAACGCGGCUCGGUCUUUUGUUGCCGUCAGGAUUUGUGAUUUCACGCCUAGAUAACUUGGACUGCGAGACCCAAUGAGAUUGCUCUCUCCCGACAAACACAUUCGCUCGCAAACGCUCACUCUCCCGUUAUCAGCCAGAAAAUGAAAAUAUUAUCAUAAUAAUUGUGUCUAAUUUAAUCUCCUUUCGAACUAAUUAAGCUUUCACCGAUGGGGCCCGGACGUAUUCCUCGAUGGCUGGCGGGACGUUUACGCCAGGGAUGUUUUGGGUCCAAGUUCAGCUGUGAGUUAAAUGCUCUCAUUAAGAUAAAUGGCCGGCGGCUGACGUGUGUCAUAAACAAUGGCAGAGGGCAACGCACAACGCAGCGAUGAAUUAGGAUGGACUUUCGGCUACUUUCGGUUUACCGUCUGCUAACCAUUUGGGUUUUAAUUCGAACAUGAAAGGAAAAGAAAAUCGUCUUCGAGGUGAGGGAUUGUCUCAUUGGCUCCAUUCAAUAACCAUGACCAAAAUAAUAAACUUAUAGGGAAAAUAUAUCAAAAUGUAAUCCAAUUACCAGAAAAAUCAUACCCUGACUCGACAUGUGACUGCUUGCUUUGUGUUUAUUAGUCCAACUUUGUUGACAAUUACGCCUCCGUUUGCUUUGUGGUGUUGAAGCAGAAUCAGCAGGAAAAGAAAAAAAAAAAAGAAAUCGGGGCAAAGUAUGCCGCAUUGGCCGAGAGAGAACCUAAUAAAUGAUGGUGUAUAUCUGCUGACUGGAGCUUUUUUUUUCCCCCUUGGAAAAAAAAUAAAUACAAAAAAAAAAAAGAAAAGACGAUUGUCCUUUGCAGAGGCUUGCUCCCUUCAAAUGCAUUGCUGGCAUUGCAAUCUAACACAUACCAUCUGUAUACCCCAGCGAUAAAAAAUGUGUUUUGCCUGCAAUUAAUUCUUAUUCAUUCAUUAAGAAUGCAAUAUAAAAUAGAUAUUUUAAUGAAUGUUAAUAGAGGGUUCGUGUUAGGGAGGGGAGGGAGGCAUUUAGAGGAAGGGAAAUCGUUGGGUGCAGGUUGUAGUGAAGAUCCGGGUAUGUGAGCUCGGAGUUAGGGUGAGUGGUGUAAAGGUCAAGAUAAGGGAGAGUUAGUGUUAGGGAGGAUUAAGAAUGAAGGAAAAAUUUGGUGACAUGAGGAGUUUGGGUUGUGAUUAGCCAGAUUCAGGGUUAGAGACUAGGGAGGGCCUCGUGGCACCACGUGGAGCCCCCCUUUACGGAAAGCGACACUUCUGCCGAGCUAAAGAUAGUCCCCAUCAAAUGCCGGGGAAGAAGCACAUCCACAAUUUCAGCCUUCUUACCCCUACCAGACGUCGGCAUGUUCCUCAAACCAUAUUCCUCCCGUGACCUCCCGGUGCCUGCCAUAACCCGUCCGUGAACCCCCCCACUGCCGCGCUUUGCCUCGCAACGAGCCAGCCCAGCCGCCCGCGAUCACUGCAGCCGCUCCGGCUAAUCCCCCGGUGAUCUUAGCACUAAGAGCUCAUCCUUUACCACCUUUUCUGCUAUCUAUCCCAUCAUGAAAGCGCUCCCGUCUCGUGCCGUGUUCAAAGUAUCUUCAGUGAGACUGGAUUGUGAGGAUGUGGUUCUUCGACCCCCCCCCCCCACCCCCCUUCUUCGACAAAGCUGACAUCACACCCACCCAAUGGCGGGUAGUAAACGCAUCUUGAAUGGGGCCCUGGAGCUACCUGCUCAGAUUAGCAGCAAUAGGCACCCGCCAGACCUCCGGUGGUGAGACUAAGAGACAUCAGUGGCAAUCGCCACGCUUGGCAGAUCGACUUGCCUCGGAGAUUGCAACACCUCAACAAAGGGACAGCAACAGAAAAUUUAUAAAUGCACACACACACACGCAUACGAGUAUACAUAUAUAUAUAUAUAUAGACAUAUAAAUAUACUGUAUAUAUAAAUAAAUGAAAAGACUCAGAUUUGAAUAAAGUGGUAUUUAAAUGUGGGCUCUUUGUUUUGUUUGUCAAGUGGAUGAUCAAGUAUAAUGUGCAGAUGAAAUGGCAUUUACUGUGCUUUUUUUUUUUUUUUCAACAUUCACAUUAAAGUGCUAAAAACCUUAA
This is a messenger RNA of Hippocampus zosterae (dwarf seahorse), 4480 nucleotides long. RefSeq names its product neurexophilin-1. The transcript has 2 exons. NCBI's taxonomy places the organism in Eukaryota, Metazoa, Chordata, Actinopteri, Syngnathiformes, Syngnathidae. The record is from RefSeq and is a predicted model, not a curated record. The coding region runs from base 423 to 1241 and encodes 272 amino acids. Gene Ontology annotation, molecular function: signaling receptor binding.